Molecule: messenger RNA, 1263 nt
Organism: Morus notabilis
Lineage: Eukaryota; Viridiplantae; Streptophyta; Magnoliopsida; Rosales; Moraceae
Exons: 2
Coding region: 1-1263 (420 amino acids)
Molecular function (GO): nucleic acid binding; zinc ion binding
Source: RefSeq, a predicted model, not a curated record
AUGCAUCGGUAUAGAGACGAGCUAGAGAGAUUCGCUCAACGUCUAGACCUAGAAACCCCUAGUGAAAUUCUAUCUGACUCGUCUUCUACGUCUCCGUCUUCACACUCGUCGUUGGAAUUUGCAAUGGCACAACACGAGGAAGUUCAGCAGAGGACGUUGCAAGAUUAUCUGCACCCAACGCGCACGGCCACCACAUCGUGCAUCAUGUUCCUGCCAAAUGCACUGCCUACGGAUUUUAAGCCGGGCAUGAUUGCACUUCUCCCAACCUUUCACGGAUUAGAGAACGAGAAUCCAUAUGUACACAUCCGGGAGUUUGAAGAGGUGGUGGCCACCUUUCACAGCCGUGCUGAGGCUGCAAACAUCGUCAGGUUGAAGUUUUUCCCUUUCUCUCUGAAGGACAAGGCCAAAAGCUGGCUGUAUUCUCUUAGGCCCAAGUCUAUUGAUCUGUUAAAUCUGUGUCCCCACCAUGGAUAUGAAAGUUGGCGCCUCGUAAGCUAUUUCUACGAUGGACUCACAAUCCGAGAGCGCCAAUUUGUUGAGAUGAUGUGCAAUGGAGAAUUUCUCCAAAAGGAUCCUGACGAAGCUAUCGAGUACCUGAACGAGUUAGCUGAGAAAGCUCAUACUUGGACUGGACCGAGUGCUACUGAGAGCACCAGUAGGUCCCGAGCAGUUAGAGUUUAUCAAUUAAGGGAAGAGGACAGCCUCAAGGCCCAAGUUGAGGCUUUGACGAAGCAAAUCGAGGUCCUCAAAAGUAAAGAUAGUAAAGGACCCCACAUGGUAGCAAGGACAGAGGCACAUGAGCCCUGUUUCGUUUGUGGUGGAAUGGGCCAUCUGGCUCAAGAUUGUCUCACUUUUGGUGAAAUGAGAGGGGUAUACAAGGAGCAGUGCAAUGUAUUGGGCACAUACAAUAAGCCUAAUGGACCUUUCUCAAACACUUAUAAUGAUAGCUGGAAACACCACCCAAACUUCAGUUGGAGAGAUCCAAACCAACAUGCACAAUCAUCUGGAGGGCAAUGGAAAUCAGAGCAACAAUCUCAACCACCAAGGACAUAUUUUGCGCCUCAGAAUAACAUGCAGCCGAAAGGGAAUUCUCUAGAGGAUACCCUAAAAGCUUUUAUGGAUGCGCAAAAUAAGACAAAUCAAAGAGGUGAUUCAACGCUCACGCAGCUGGUGGAAGAGAACAAGGAAAUAAAAAGUCAGAUCACAAAGCUGACAGAAGCUUUAACCGUUCAAGAGCAUGGUAGAUUUCCAUCACAAGCCUAG